AUGGGUUCUUCAGUGUUCAAACCGUUAAUCCACUUAUCGACUAUAACCAAUUAUCCAUAUGUGGAUUUUAUAUUUGUGACGUUUGCUGUACUCUUCAUCAUCAACGCAGUCACGACUUUUUAUAGGCUGCUAAAAAUGAGAUGGGCAAGUGAGAAGGCGUUCGCUGAUUUCCCGAUUGAAAACAGACAUCCUAUAUUUGGACAUGUACUUCUGGUCAAAUUGAAUUCAGAGGAAACGAUUCAGGAUAUUGCUGAAAGGGCAGAUAUAUUCCCAUACACUGACCAGCUGUGGUUAGGUCCGUUCCAUGCACUGUUGAUAUGUUAUCAUCCAGACACAAUGAAACCAGUUCUUUCUUCCUCAGAACCAAAAGACGAAUUUACGUAUGGAAUGGUAAAACCGUGGUUAGGAGAUGUACUACUGAUAAGUAAAGGAAGUAAAUGGUUUCGUAAUAGACGUCUAUUAACACCGGGAUUCCAUUUUGACAUAUUGCGACCCUAUGUACAUAUAUUCAAUGAAUGUACACAUACGAUGAUGGACAAAUGGAUGAAGCAAUAUGACAAUGGGAUGAUAGAGAUGUUCGAACAUGUCAGUCUGAUGACACUGGACAGUUUGAUGAAAUGCAUAUUUAGUAUUGAGACUCAUUGUCAAACUGAGGUGUCCACAAAUCCAUACAUUACUGCAGUUUAUGAGUUAUCAGAAAUGGUAGUUAAUCGGAUCAACUUCCCACCAUACUUCAGUGAUCUCAUCUUCCAUUUAACGUACAGUGGUUACAAAUGGCGAAGAGCUCUACGUCAAGUCCACGGACACUCAAAAACAGUGAUACAUCAACGAAAGCAGGCAUUGGAAGAGCAAAAAGAGCUCGGAAUUAAACACAAAAGAAAAUAUAUUGAUUUCCUAGAUAUUCUACUUGAGGCCAGGGAUGAAAAUGGCAAAGGCCUAACAGAUCAAGAGAUCCAAGAUGAAGUUGAUACUUUCAUGUUUGAGGGACACGACACCACAGCUAGUGGAAUUUCUUGGAUCCUCUAUAACAUUGCCAAACACACAGAACAUCAACGAAAAUGUCAAGAAGAAAUUGACGAAUUGAUGGAACAGAAAGAUAAAGAUGUGAUUGAGUGGGACGAUCUAUCAAAACUGCCUUAUCUGACAAUGUGCAUUAAAGAAAGCCUGCAAUUGCAUCCACCGGUCCCUUUCAUUGGAAGGAAAUUGAGUAAACCCAUUGAAAUGCCCUCACCGACAGGCAAUGGUAAAGUUACGAUUCCUGCUGGUGAGAGAAUUGGUUUGCCUAUUAUUGGUUUACAUCACAAUCCCCACGUGUGGGAAGAUCCCGAGGUUUAUAACCCGUUACGAUUUACGCCUGAGAACUCCAAAGGACGCUCACCACAUGCAUAUUUACCAUUCUCUGCUGGACCAAGGUAG
Messenger RNA from Saccoglossus kowalevskii, 1416 nucleotides. Its product is annotated as cytochrome P450 4F3-like. The record is from RefSeq and is a predicted model, not a curated record. NCBI's taxonomy places the organism in Eukaryota, Metazoa, Hemichordata, Enteropneusta, Harrimaniidae. Gene Ontology annotation, molecular function: monooxygenase activity; iron ion binding; heme binding.